This is a messenger RNA of Oldenlandia corymbosa var. corymbosa, 4233 nucleotides long. Lineage: Eukaryota; Viridiplantae; Streptophyta; Magnoliopsida; Gentianales; Rubiaceae. The record is from the annotation of a GenBank genome assembly.
CUUUCUUCCUUCGGUUACCAUUUUACAAAGGUUGCCGAUUCUACACAUUUUGUUUGUUUAUAGGCACCUUCUGCAACCCCCAGUCUGGGCCACCAUCAACCUCCUUAUCGGGCCCCACAUCUCAAAACUCCCAAAAUCUUCUCUCUAUUACUCUAAAAACCAGAGCUGACUUUUCUCCCACUUUUAGGAUCGGCCGGACCAAAAUUAUGGCGCGGCCGCGAUUUUUUCCGGCGAUCGGAAGUACCCAAGUCCUCCUGAUCUGCCUAUUCGCCUCCCUGUUGUGCUUCCAUGGCGUAGUUUCGUCAUCUCUUCAAAUCUCCCAGCUUGAUUUUAAUAAAACCUUUUUCGUCUCCGACAACCGCGGAGGAGGCGGAGAGAACGGUGCCGGUUCCGGUGGGAGUCGCCAAACCACCAUGUUCCUCCCUCUAUUCCUCUCUCCUCCUCGACUCAAUCAGUCGUCGCCGUCGUCGUCCUCCGUUGCCUCAGUCCAGCAGUCCCGUCGUCACCUCCAGAGUCGCCGUCCUAAUGCCCGCAUGUCUCUCCACGAUGAUCUCCUGCUUAACGGGUAUUACACUACGCGGUUGUGGAUCGGAACUCCGCCGCAGAGAUUUGCAUUGAUAGUGGACACGGGGAGUACUGUUACUUAUGUUCCUUGUUCUACAUGUGAGCAGUGCGGCAAGCAUCAGGUCAAUCAGCUAUUUCACUUGCUAAUUGAUAUUUAUAUGAUUGUUUCGGCUUUUGAGUACUGGCAUUAUGAGUCCUUCUUUUAAUCGUGAAUUCCUAUUUUUACACUGCAUAUGUAUCAUACUUACUCAUUCACAUGAUUCGUUUUCUCAAAUGCAUUUUACCAUUUUGAUUGUAUGCGGUUGAAAUGAAUCUUUGUGCAUCCUCAAAUGGUGGGGAAUAAGUGGCUUCAAUCAAUUGAUGAAGAAUAAGAUGCAAUUUUAUUUUUUCUUGUGGAAUAUUAAUUUGUUUCUUACCAAGCUAAAUCUUUGAAUCUGUAUAUAGUUGAUGAACAAUGAGUUCUGUCUGGUGUGGACAACCCACUACGAGUUGGGACUUGUAGAUGAAUAGGAGGAUUGUAACUUAAUGGUUUACCGCAUCAAGUUAGAUCUUUACUUGUUUCUUGUUGAAUUUGCACACCUUUUAUAUUAUUGACUGCAACUGUAUAAAAGUGCUCUUCAUGGAAGGUUCUUGUAACCUGGGUAUCGUACGGUAUACAUGGGGGGAAAUUUCGAAGGUUAUGUUGGGUCCUUCCUUUGUGUAAGGGUAGACAAGUGCAUUACACCUAUUAUCUGUGGUGGAUUUCGAACUUCUGUAUGCAAUUAGAUACAUACAUUGCCGUUGGCCGAUUUUAUGGGCAAUGCCUCUAUCUAAGAGCGAGUGCUUGAUAUGUAUCUACCAUUGCAUCUAUUAGGAUCCCUUUUGCUCUUUCUUCUUCCAAGUUUUUGUGAAUGUCUGACAGUCUGAGUGCCUUCUAUUCUGAUGAAUAUUAUUAUCUUCUAUAUUUUCAUGUGGGAUAGGAUCCCCGAUUUCAACCAGACUUAUCUAGCAGCUACGAGACACUGAAAUGCAAUAUUGACUGCAAUUGUGAUGCUGAGAGGGAGAAUUGCAUAUAUGAUAGGCAAUAUGCAGAAAUGAGUUCCAGCAGCGGGAUUCUUGGGGUGGAUAUUGUGUCCUUUGGAAAUUUAAGCGAACUCGCGCCUCAGAGAGCAAUAUUUGGUUGUGAAAACAUGGAAACUGGUGAUCUUUAUAGUCAGCACGCUGAUGGUAUAAUGGGCUUGGGCCGUGGAGAACUCAGUAUAGUGGAUCAACUGGUUAAAAAAAAUGUUAUUAGUGAUUCUUUUUCUCUAUGUUAUGGGGGGAUGGAUUUUGGAGGCGGUGCAAUGGUUCUUGGUGGAAUUUCGCCCCCAGCUGAUAUGGUCUACACUCGCUCAGACCCUGCACGCAGUCCUUAUUAUAACAUUGAGCUGAAGGAGAUGCAUGUUGCUGGGAAGGCUUUGGCUUUGGAUCCACGUGUUUUUGAUCGAAAACAUGGAACCGUUCUUGAUAGUGGUACAACAUAUGCCUACCUACCUGAAGAAGCAUUCACAGCAUUCAAAGCUGCCAUAAUGAAGGAAGUCCACGCCCUGAAACAGAUCCAGGGUCCUGAUCCAAAUUAUAAUGAUAUUUGUUUCUCUGGUGCUGGAAGUGAUCCGUCACAACUGUCAAGUACAUUUCCCUUGGUUGAAAUGGUAUUUAGCAAUGGUCAAAAGCUUGCGCUCUCACCUGAAAAUUACUUGUUCCGGCAUUCUAAGGUGCGUGGUGCAUAUUGCCUGGGAAUCUUUCAGAAUGGCAAAGAUCCCACUACCCUUUUAGGAGGGAUUAUUGUCCGCAAUACUCUUGUAACUUAUGAUCGGGAACAUGAAAAAGUUGGUUUCUGGAAAACUAAUUGUUCUGAUUUGUGGGGAAGACUAAACUUUUCCAGCUUGUCUCCCCCACCACCCUCUGGGAUGGAUAAUACAAACUCAACUGCUGAUGUAGUUCCAACAUUGGCUCCUACAGAACAGCCACAAUACAAUACUUCUGAAGAGGUUAAAGCUGGACAAGUGACAUUUUAUAUGUCCUUAAGUGUCAACUACUCAGACUUGAAGCCUCACAUCCCAGAACUUGAGCAAUUAAUCGCAAAGGAGUUAGACAUCAAUGGAUCACAGGUUCAUCUGCUGAAUUUUACGUCCAAAGGAAAUGGUUCACUCAUUAGAUGGGCUAUAUAUCCUCCUGGUUCUGCUGAUAGUAUGCCGAAUUCAACUGCAAUGGAUAUUGUAUCCCGGUUGGCUGAAAAUCGUGUAAAACUCCCCGAUACUUAUGGAAGUUACAAAUUAUUCGACUGGAAUAUAGAGCCUCCUCAGCCACGGAGAUGGAGACUAAACUACAUGGUUAUACUUGUAGUAUUUGUUGUAAUAUUAAUAAUUGGAUUAGCUGCUUCUGGUGCUUGGUUUAUUCGGAGAAGGCAGCAGCAGUCGCUUGUUUCGUACAAGCCUGUAGAUUCUGUUGUACCUGAGCAAGAACUGCAACCACUAUGAUUUUAGAUUUUGCCUGAUUCAUGACUUAUAAAUAGCAUGACGAACGUUCCCAGACUUCCCUUAACGUGUUUCUUAAACCAUAGUGAAGGGUCCAUUUCAACUUACUGGAAACGAUGAAUUGAGGGUAAACCAGACAAAUCUCUUGCAUUUCCAUGUCAGAACUAAGAAUGGAGAUAUUGGAGAUAGGUGCAAGCUUCUCGGCGUGUAUAUUACAUUCAGUAUAUGCGAGCAGGUUGGGCGUGAUAGGAAGAAAACAGCCUCACCUACUGUCAGUUCUAAAAUCACUAAUUUGUUACUUCUUUGUACCCUGUAGAGAAAAUGCAGUAACAGUAUGGACCCGAUGAUGAUUUUGUGAUGAUGAUUUUGUAGUGUGAAUCGAAUAGAAUCAUACGGCAAGAUUUACAGGAAAAGUGCACUCGGAUUUAAAUUACAAGCUUUUUGUACUGAAAUUUUUAAAACCACAAGUUUCUAUUCAAGGAAAUAGUGAAUUUAUAUGGUUAUUAUUUCGAGGUUCAAAUUUUCUACUUGGAAUGUUUACUGCAAAGGAUUAUGUAGAGUAUAUGUUGCAGUUUGGCCCCUAAUCAACUUCCAUGCCGUUGAAAAGCGUAAAAAUGAAGCACACCUUCCAUAUUCGUUUUCCUUGAUGAAAUAUGAAUGAGUACAUAGUGUUGCUGUCUUUUGAAUUUCCUCACUCAUUUCAACCAAAUUUACUAGGGUCCUGGAGAAAUGAGAUACCCUAAUGGUUCCAAUGUCGGAACGGAGACUAGACAAGAAUGGCAUCUGGUCUCACUUGUGGCAGCCCCUGAAGACAAAUAUGACUAGCUCUCCAGCUGCCGGAGUUCAGAGAAUUCUGUUUCUUUUGCUUUUUCCGCAAGCAAAAUCCAUAGAGCAAGUCAUGAAGAUGACACGCUUUUAUUAGCAUAAUUAAUCUUCCACCUAUCAAACCCUUCUUCAGCCCAGCUAAAAGCUCUUCAUUUUGGGGCAAUGCUCCAAAAUAGAGAGAAUAGGAUACGUGAUUGUGUGUCCUAAUUGCUUCCUUGAGAUUGAUAUCGUCUUUUGACUUUGAUUUCUGGUCUCUUAGGCUUGAGUUUUGAGUUUAAUACCGAAUCAAGUAGUGUUGAAUAAAAAUCUGAAUUAAAAUGAUUCUUCCCUCUAAAACAUGAUUCUUCCC